Messenger RNA from Hyla sarda, 3326 nucleotides. It is a transcript of the gene EPB41L5, whose product is annotated as erythrocyte membrane protein band 4.1 like 5. Gene Ontology annotation, cellular component: cytoskeleton. The record is from RefSeq and is a predicted model, not a curated record. Bases 381 to 2741 code for a protein of 786 amino acids. The transcript is spliced from 25 exons. NCBI's taxonomy places the organism in Eukaryota, Metazoa, Chordata, Amphibia, Anura, Hylidae. Gene Ontology annotation, molecular function: cytoskeletal protein binding.
GGAGCGCUCGGCGUAACAGUAAAGAAUAAAUACUAUAAUAACUAAUCAACAAUGUAACAUACAAAGAAUAAAUACUAUAAUAACCAACAAUGUAACAAUAAAUAAUAAACGAUCUGCAUCAUAACAAUCGGCUCCUAUAAUAAACCAUCUACAAUAUAUAAAGAUUGGGGCUCGUGCUCUCCGGACGGUUGUGGCCCCUGGAUCCCCGCCCCCUCACACUGCGGACCCCACUAUCCGCCGGGUGGUGUCGCCCUUUUAAGCUCCGCUCCUGCCCGCAGCUCCAGACGCCAUUUCCUGGGAGAUGUGAGGAGAAUCACCGACCGCACCGGGAGCCGCAGACCGAGCAGAUCGCCGCAGUGCACGGGGACCGCACCGACAAGAUGUUGAGUUUUUUCCGGCGCACCCUUGGGCGCCGGUCCAUGCGGCGGAAUGCAGAGAAGGAACGUUUCCGGGAAGCUCAGAGAGCCGUCACCCACAUCCCGGCGGCCGGAGACGCCAGAUCCAUCAUCACGUGUAGAGUCUCCCUCCUGGAUGGCAGCGACGUCAGCGUGGAUCUGCCGAAAAAAGCCAAAGGUCAGGAGCUGUUUGACCAGAUCAUGUAUCACCUGGACCUGAUCGAGAAGGAUUACUUCGGGCUGCAGUUCAUGGAUUCUGCACAAGUGGCGCACUGGCUGGAUCACACCAAGAGCAUCAAAAAGCAGGUGAAGAUUGGGCCUCCGUACUGUCUGCACCUGCGGGUCAAGUUCUACUCCUCCGAGCCCAACAACCUACGGGAGGAGCUCACCAGAUAUUUGUUUGUUAUGCAGCUGAAACAAGAUAUCCUCAGUGGAAAGCUGGAGUGCCCGUUCGACACGGCGGUGCAGUUGGCGGCGUACACGCUCCAAGGGGAGUUGGGAGAUUUCGAUCCUUCGGAGCACACGCCGGACCUGGUGUCAGAAUUUCGCUUUGUACCUACACAGACAGAAGAGAUGGAGCUCGCCGUGUUCCAGAAGUGGAAGGAGUUUAGGGGUCAGAUGCCGUCCGAGGCCGAAACAAAUUAUCUGAACAAAGCGAAGUGGCUGGAGAUGUACGGGGUGGACAUGCACUAUGUGAAGGCUCGAGACGGCAACGACUAUCAGCUCGGCCUGACCCCGACCGGCGUGCUGGUGUUUGAGGGGAACACAAAGAUCGGACUGUUCUUCUGGCCCAAAAUAACUCGCCUGGACUUCAAGAAGUCGAAACUGACGCUGGUUGUGGUUGAGGACGAUGAGCAGGGUAAGGAGCAGGAACAUACGUUUGUAUUCAAGAUGGAUCAUCCGAAGGCGUGCAAACACCUGUGGAAGUGCGCGGUGGAGCAUCACUCCUUCUUCCGGCUCCGGGGGCCCACCCAGAAGGGCUCCAGCCGCUCCUCAUUUAUACGGUUGGGAUCACGAUUCAGAUACAGCGGGAAAACCGAAUACCAGACGACGAAAUCCAGCAAACCGCGGCGUUCGACGUCCUUCGAGCGCCGACCCAGCAAACGCUACUCGCGGAGAAGCAUGUUAAAUAGAGGCCAAGCUCCGAGACCCGACCUGAUAAACGCUGACCGACCUGUUCCUGGAGUUCACCCCAAUGGAGCUCAGCAAGUUUGGCCCGUGAGGCCGUCUGGUCGCCCUCCGACCUCUGUCCCCGCGCAGCCGGCGCUUUUUGAGAUCGAAACUCUUCAUCAGAGCCCAGGAGCGAAUCAUCCGGAGAAGAAAUGCUUUGUUACUGUAUCUGACAGUCAGGACCUUCUGGAGAACAAACUGGAGGAGAUCCUGUCCCUGCCGGUCACCUCGGGCCCCGGGGCCAUUCUGGACGCUGGACUCCUGACCUUCAGCAACCCCUGCCUAGAGGAGAUACCUGCAACGCAGCCGGACACCGCGCCAGUAUUUGAGGAUGUGACCGUGAAGCUGAACAACGCGGACGCCAAUACUGCGGCUCCUCCUCCUCCGGUGCGACUGAACGUCAAUGUGAACAAACAGGAGGACCCAGUGAAGCUGAUGGAGAAAUGUCUAAAUAACAUGGUUGAAGCUCCAGCGUCCGCUCCAAUAUGGCUGCCCACCGAUAUAAAGAGCAAUAUCCUGAAGGCGCAGGUGGAGGCCGGACACAAGAUGAUCAGAGAUGAUGCUGGGAUCAGUCAUGUGACAGUGACCUCUGAGGAAGCGUCUCCCAGAAGCGUCACUGUGAAAGUCUCCAACCGCCCAAUGGUGCAAGAAUGUCCGGAACGAGAACCGCCAACUCCGCAACAGACUAUCUUCAUAACAAAUUUUGGAUCCCAGGAACUAAAGGAACCAAAACUUGACAACCCGGCGAUAUCCUGCGCGCUGCCCCCUGCUGACCAAGCCUCGCAAAUCAAGAGCGCGACUGAUGACCUGGACGCGCUGUUGGCGUCGCUGACCGAGAACCUUAUAGACCUCACAGAGGCUCCUCUCCCGCCGGUGACGCCCCCUGUGGUCCCGUCUUACACGGCUAUCGCCCCGCGGUGGUUAAUACCGCAGACACUGCACCAGCAGAACAGCUCUGGAAGUCUUUCGGAUUCUUCCUCUCCUCAGAGCGGAGUCGUAUCCAAUGGUCACCUCGGAGCAGAGACCUCCCUGCCAGCAAAAGUCCUGAAUAAUGUGACCGACUCUCCACCUGCCGCAGAGACCCUCGAUGUCAGCCACAUUCCUGCCGUCCCUGCCAGCGCUGUGACUCCCAAAGACGUGACCAGACCGCGAUGUCUGCUGACCACCGAGCUCUGAGGCGCCAUGUUGGGGGGGACUGGACAUUUAAAGGGACGGCGCUCUGUUAUCAGUGCAAGAAGCUGCGGAUGAGCCUGAGCAGAUCUCCUGACACCAUGAUCUGUCACUUUACACUGGAAUCUCUCUCCCCUCCCCCGCUGCCUGUCCGGAGGCGCCUGGGACGCGACAUUCCUGGCCGCUCUGCCUUACGCUCGGAUCGCUCCGGUUUUAUGAUCCGGCGCGGAUCGUGUUUUUCCUCGUGACGUGGAUGUUACAGAAUCGUUUCCUCCUGGGAAUCUGCCCCCUAAGGGAUCGUACGUGAAGACUCUCACACCUGAGCCCUCGUCGCACCUGACGCCGCGGUCAUGUGACGCCUUUUUAUUUUAUUUUUUUAUUAUUUUAUUUUCCAUUUUACUUUUGGUUUUAUUCUUUUAUUGUGAUGGGGAAAAAACAAAAAAACAAACUGUUACAUUUAACACACAAAGUAUCACUGCCAGAACCCUGCUGUAAAGCGAGAGCCACAACUGCUGUAAAUCGUAGGCAAUAUUGAACCUGAAAGGGGGCAAUUAUUUGCCCCUCUGGGUAAUUGGUGUAGGGUAGGGUUUC